AUGUCCGUCUCCCGUAAUUUCAUGGAAUUACAUAAUGUUCCCGUUGUUUUUCGAGAUCAAUGUGUACAUCGCUGGGUGCCAUUUCAUCGUUGUAUAAAAAAUUUGAAACCAGUUACAUGGGGAACAGUCAACUGUCAUGAAUUUGAAGAAUCUUGGAUGGUAUGUCGGGCUUAUGAGACAUAUCGCAAUCAACUGUUAAAAGGGAAGUUUAUGGAAUUAACAAAAGAUUACACUGCUGAAGAUAAGAAAUUUUUCCCUAGUUUGCUCUAUUUGGGUAUCCCUACGUAUAUGAAUUCUUUCUAUUGGGCUAUGGCAGCCUCUCAGAGAUUAAGUGGAUGGGAUGAAAAGGACCCUAAAAAUCCUAUGAUGUGGCGUGAACCUAACAGAGCUCUUAUGCGAUCAGAGUUUUCUCCCACCAACUGGGAAAGGGGAACUAUGACGAAUGCGAUAGGUCACAAACUCAUUCCUGAUGAGAUUGUUUAUGAUAUGGUUCCAGGUUUUCCAUUACCAGAAGACAAACGACCUGAAAUGCCAGUCUCGUAG
Trypanosoma theileri is the source of this 543-nucleotide messenger RNA. RefSeq lists its product as uncharacterized. The coding region runs from base 1 to 543 and encodes 180 amino acids. The transcript has a single exon. NCBI's taxonomy places the organism in Eukaryota, Euglenozoa, Kinetoplastea, Trypanosomatida, Trypanosomatidae. Gene Ontology annotation, cellular component: mitochondrion. The record is from RefSeq and is a predicted model, not a curated record.